AUGGGUCAGGGCGCCCAGCCCAGCGAUGUCAAUGACAUGAACUCGGAGAUGGACGGGUCCUCUGGUGUUGCUGCCGCUGCUGCCACGGAGUCUGCUGCCUCGGGCUCUGUUUCAUCUUCUGCUUCAGGAUCCGCCAGAAUCACCUCCUCUGCAACCUCCAGUGCAUCUGGUUCGGACGCUAAGACUUCUGGUUCGGAGACCAAGUCUUCUGCUUCUUCCGGAUCUUCUGGUUCGGAGGCCAAGUCGUCUGGUUCGGAGGCCAAGUCCUCUGCCUCAUCAGGCUCUGCUGAAGCUUCUGCAUCCUCAGCUGCCACUUCGGGAUCCUUGUCGGCCUCCUCCUUCGACAACGCCGCCGGGUCUGUGGUCUUUGGCGCCGGCAGCUUGGCCGCUGGAAUCGCCGUUUUGCUUUUAUAA
Molecule: messenger RNA, 414 nt
Organism: Candidozyma duobushaemuli
Lineage: Eukaryota; Fungi; Ascomycota; Pichiomycetes; Serinales; Metschnikowiaceae
Exons: 1
Coding region: 1-414 (137 amino acids)
Source: RefSeq, a predicted model, not a curated record